AUGGAACGGGUGAGGGAGCAGCGGCCUUUCUGCUCGCUGUCCAAGAGCCAGAGAGACAGGGAGCGGGACUGCGCCAGAGACCAGGACCGGGAGCGCCGCUACACCGCCUCCUCUUCCGACCGGGAGGAGGGAGCCUGCCGCGUGCCCACUCAGAAAUCCUACAGCUCCAGCGAGACGCUCCAGGCCUUUGACCAUGACCCCACGCGAAUGCUGUUCGGAGGCAGAGUCAAGGAGAUGGUCCACAAGGAAAGCGUGGAGUACAGCAGGCCAGGGCAGACAUUCUCGCUGAGGCAACUCGGGAUCUGUGAGCCAUCAGCUCGCAGAGGCCUGGCGCUCUGCCCCGAGACGGGCCUCUCCCACCCGCUCAGCAGCUACUCCCGGGGACCCGUCGCCACAGAAAACCAUGAACCUGUAUCACCGGAACGUACCAUGACUCUUUGGGGAACGGGGGCCAAGUCUGGGCAGAACUCGUGCCUCUCCAGCCGCUCUAACUCGGCGCUGACGCUCACUGACACGGAAAUGGACAAUAAAUCGGACAAUGAGAUGGGGGAUCAUCUGUCCAGUCCGCAGGGCCCUCCACCUCUGCCACCAGCCCCACCCCCACACAAGCAGCACCCGUCCAUCACGUCCCUGAGCCGCGGCUCACUGGCCAAUCACAGGAGCCCGAGCCCUCCGCCCACAGGCGGCCUGGCGGCCGACUUGCAGAGCACGGCAGAAUGCGUCCAGCUGCAGGACAGCUGGGUCCUGGGCAGCAAUGUGGCCCUGGAGAGCAGGCACUUUCUUUUUAAGACGGGACCGGGAACGACGCCUUUCUUCGGCGCGGCCGCCCCCGGCUACACCAUGGCCACCGGGGCCGUCUACUCCACGCCGGCGCGCCCGCUGCCCAGGAACAGCCUGUCCCGAGGGGCCUUCAAGUUCAAGAAGUCGCCCAAACACUGCUCCUGGAAGUGCACCGCCAUGAUCGCUGUGGGCGUAGCUGUGGCGCUGUCGAUCAUCCUCUGCUACUGCAUAGAUGCAGCCCUCUGCCACUUGCCUCAGGUGUCUCUGAGUGUUUCCACCACUUCCUCUCACUUUCAUCCGCCGCCAAUUCACCUGCCAGGUGCAGGGACUCAACCGACUACAAUGCAAACACACACUGUUCGACUCUUGGCCAAUGGCGGCGCUUCCUUGACGCUGAGUUACGAGCGCGCCCCGUUCCCCACGCUGCACCGCACCGUGUGGCUGCCCUGGAACGUGUUCCACGUGAUGGACACGGUGGUGAUGAAGCGGGAGGAGAACGACAUCCCCAGCUGCUACCUGACCGGCUUGUUCAGACCCCACCCACUCAUCGUAGCCACGCCCCUCUCCACCUUGUACAAGACGUCCCCAGAGGACAGUCCCAUCAUCCCCGAGACGCAGGUCCUCCACGAGCAAGUGGCCAUACCAGGCAGUGACCUCAACCUGGUCUACCUGAGCUCCAGGGCAGCUGGCUACAAGCCCAUCCUCAAGGUGCUCCUGACCCCGGAGCGGCUCCCCUUUGGCCUGAUGAAGGUCCACCUGAUGGUGGCCGUCAUGGGCCGUCAGUUCCAGAAGUCCUUCCCUGCGUUCCCCGACCUCUCCUACACCUUCAUCUGGGACAAAACAGACGCCUACAACCAGAAGGUCUUUGGCCUGGCGGAGGCUGUGGUGUCGGUGGGAUACGAGUACGAGUCCUGCCUUGAUGUGGUGCUCUGGGAGAAGAGGACGGCCAUGCUGCAAGGCUUCGAGCUGGACGCCGCCAACAUGGGAGGCUGGAUGGUGGACAAACAUCACAUACUGGACAUUCAGAACGGUAUUCUGUACAAAGGCAGCGGGGAGAACCAGUUCAUCUCCCUGCAGCCGCCUGUGAUCUCCACCGUCAUGGGGAACGGGCGGCGCCGCAGCAUCUCGUGCCCCAGCUGUAACGGACAGGCCCAGGGCAACAAGCUGCUGGCGCCGGUGGCUCUGGCGUGGGGCAUCGACGGGAGCCUGUACGUCGGCGACUUCAACUACAUCCGCCGAAUCUACCCGUCAGGCAACGUCACGAGUAUCAUGGAGCUCCGAAAUAAAGACUUUAGACACAGUAACAACCCAGCGCACCGGUAUUACCUGGCAACUCACCCAGUAACCGGCCAGCUGUACGUGUCGGACACAAACUCGGAGGAUCUACGACCGAAGACCUUGACGGGGACCAAGGACCUGCAGGCGAACGCAGAGGUGGUGGCCGGGACCGGGGAGCACUGCCUGCCCUUCGACGAGAACCACUGUGGAGACGGAGGCAAAGCUCCAGAGGCGUCGCUCACUGGACCCAAAGGCAUCGCGGUGGACAAGAACGGCCUGAUUUACUUUGUGGACGGCACCACGAUCCGGAAGGUGGACCAGAACGGCAUCCUCUCCACGUUCCUCGGCUCCAACGACCUGACGUCGGCCCGCCCCCUGACCUGUGACAACAGCAUGGACAUCAAUCAGGUGAUUCUGGAGUGGCCCACCGACCUGGCCGUCAGCCCCAUGGACAACUCCCUGUACGUCCUGGACAACAACAUAGUGCUGCGCAUCACAGAGAACGGUCAAGUGAGCAUCGCAGCCGGGCGACCUGUCCACUGCCCGCUGGCCGGCCUGGACCGCGGAGUGGCCGGCGGUCAGAGGGCACAGUUAACCCCUCUAGAAUCCGCCGUUUCCAUCGCCAUAUCUUUCCACGGCGCCAUCUACAUAGCCGAGACAGAUGAGAGAAAGAUGAGCAGGAUCCGGAAGGUUUCUGUGGACGGCGAGAUAACGCACUUGGCCGGAGUUCUCUCCGACUGCGACUGCAAGAACGACGCCAACUGCGACUGCUACCAGACAGGGGACGGCUAUGCCAAGGAUGCCAGGCUCAAUGCCCCGUCCUCUUUAGUGGCGGCUCCAGAUGGAACGCUUUACGUGGCAGACCUGGGCAACAUCCGCAUCCGGGCCGUGAGCAGAAACGGGCCAACUUUGACUUCCAGCGCCGGAACAUACGAGGUGGCCUCCCCCGACGCCCAGGAGCUGUACGCGUUCGACAGCAACGGCACCCACCAGCACACGGCCAGCCUGCUCACCGGGGACUUGAAGUUCACGUUCAGCUACAGCACGGAGAACGACAUCACGGCUGUGACCGACAGCAGCGGAAACACCCUGAGGAUCCGCAGAGAUCCCAACCGCAUGCCGGUGCGUAUCGUGGCCCCGGACAACCAGGUGAUCUGGCUCUCCAUGGGCACCAACAGCCGGCUGAAGACUCUCACCACGCAGGGACAGGAGCUGGUUCUUCUCACCUACCAUGGUAACAACGGCCUGCUGGCUACCAAGACAUCGGAGAUUGGCUGGACGACGUUCUAUGACUACGACAGUGAGGGACGGCUCAUGAACGUGACGUUCCCCACCGGCAUGGUGAACAACCUGUACACAGACAUAUACAGCGCGCUCACCGUGGACAUCGAGAGCUCCAUGUCGGAGGAGGAAAUCAGCAUCACCACCAACACCUCCACCCUCCGUGCCUUCUACACUCUGGCUCAGGAUCAGUGUAGGAGCAGCUACCAGGUCGGCUUCGACAACUCGUUGAGGAUCACCUACGCCAACGGGAUGGACACCCACUACCAGACCGAGCCCCACAUCCUGGCGGGCGCCGCCAACCCGACUGUGGCCAGACGCAACAUGAGCCUGCCAGGGGAGAGUGGGCAGAACUUGGUUGAGUGGCGCUUCCGCAAAGAGCAAGCCAGAGGGAAAGUUAUCGUGUUUGGACGCAAGCUUCGGGUGAAUGGACGAAACAUUCUCUCAGUGGACUACGAUCGCACCCUGAGGACCGAGAAGAUUUACGAUGACCACAGGAAGUUCCUCUUAAAGAUUAUAUACGACACAGCGGGACACCCGGUGCUCUGGGUGCCCAGCAGCAAGCUCCUGCCGGUGAACGUGAGCCGAACGAGCAGCGGCCAAAUCAGUGCCCUGCAGAGAGGUCCUACCACUGAGAGGCUGGAGUACGACAGCCAGGGCCGACUGGUUUCCAGGGUGUUUGCUGAUGGGAAGAUAUGGAGUUACACCUACCUAGAGCAGUCCAUGGUGCUCCUGCUCCACAGUCAGCGACAGUACAUAUUUGAUUUCGACUCUCUCGACCGGCUUUCUGCUGUCACCAUGCCAAGUGUGGCCCGCUACACCAUGCAGACGAUCCGCUCGGUGGGCUACUACAGGAACAUGUAUCACCCCCCAGAGAGCAACGCCUCAGUGGCUGUGGACUACAGCGAAGACGGCCUCCUGAUGAGAGUAGCCCACCUCGGCACGGGGCGCAGGGUCCUGUACCGGUACCGCAGGCAGAACAAGCUGUCAGAGAUCCUGUACGACAGCACCAGGGUCAGCUUCACCUACGACGAAAUGGCGGGCGUGCUGAAGACCGUCAAUUUGCAAAAUGAAGGCUUCAUCUGCUCCAUUCGUUAUCGGCAAGUCGGCCCCCUGGUGGACAGGCAGAUUUUCCGCUUCAGUGAGGAUGGCAUGGUCAACGCGCGCUUCGACUACACGUACGACAGCAGCCUGCGUGUCACCAGCGUGCAGGGCGUCAUCAACGAAACGCCCCUGCCCAUCGAUCUAUACCAGUUCGACGACAUCUCGGGGAAGAUUGAGCAGUUUGGGAAGUUCGGGGUUAUCUACUAUGACAUAAAUCAGAUCAUCUCCACGGCGGUCAUGACCUACACCAAGCACUUCGAUGCACACGGUCGCAUCAAGGAGAUCCAGUACGAGAUCUUUCGCUCACUCAUGUACUGGAUCACCUUCCAGUAUGACGACGUCGGCCGAGUCACCAAGAGGGAGAUCAAAAUCGGUCCCUUUGCGAACACCACCAAGUACAGCUACGAGUACGACGUGGAUGGUCAGCUCCAGACUGUGUACCUGAACGACAAGGUCAUGUGGCGCUACACCUACGACCUCAAUGGAAACCUGCACCUGUUGAAUGCAGGAAGCAGCGCCAGACUUCUGCCUCUGCGCUACGACCUGAGGGACCGCAUCACCCGUCUCGGAGAUAUUCAGUACAGAAUGGAUGAAGACGGUUUCCUCCGUCAGAGAGGAGCAGAAAUAUUCGAGUACAACUCCAAAGGACUCCUGGUGCGGGUUUAUAGCAAGAGCGCCGGCUGGACGAUUCAGUAUCGAUACGACGGACUCAGCCGCAGAGUAUCCAGCAAAACCAGCUUGGGCCAACACCUGCAGUACUUCUACGCAGACCUCAGCUACCCGGCCAGGAUUACACACGUAUACAACCACUCCAGCUCAGAGAUCACCUCGCUCUAUUACGACCUCCAGGGCCACCUGUUCGCGAUGGAGAUCAGCAGCGGGGAGGAGUUCUACAUCGCCUGUGAUAACACCGGCACACCUCUGGCUGUCUUCACCAGCAACGGCCUCCUGGUCAAACAGCUGCAGUACACUGCGUACGGCGAGGUCUACUUCGACUCGAACCCCGACUUCCAGCUUGUUCUCGGGUUUCACGGAGGACUGUACGACCCCCUGACCAAGCUGCUGCACUUUGGGGAGCAGGACUACGAUAUAAUGUCGGGAAGGUGGACGCUUCCAGAUAUAUCUACUUGGAAAAGAGUUAGCAAAGAUCCUGCUCCUUUUAAUUUGUACAUGUUCAGAAAUAACAACCCCAUCAGCAAGGUCCAUGAAGUGCGAGAGUAUGUGGCAGAUGUGAACAGCUGGCUGGUAACCUUUGGCUUUCAUCUUCACAACACCAUUCCUGGGUUUCCAGUCCCGAAAUUUGAUUUGAGCAUGCCAUCCUACGAGCUGAAGAAGAGUCAGCUGUGGGACGAUCUGCCGUCAAUCUCUGGGGUCCAGCAGGAAGUAACCAGACAAGCGCACUCCCUCUUGUCAUUCGAGCGGCUGCCGGAGGUCCAUCUCAGCCGAGGUCGCAGGGGUGAAAAGUCUUGGCUGUGGUUCUCUGCGGCUAUGUCUCCCAUCGGAAGAGCAGUCAUGUUCGCCAUUUACAAGGGCAGCAUCCACACCCACACACUCAACGUGGCAAGUGAGGACUGCAUCAAGGUUGCCACGAUCCUGAACAACGCAUUCUAUCUGGAAGACCUCCACUUCACCAUAGAAGGACGGGACACGCACUACUUUGUCAAGCCGGGCCUUCCGGAUGCCGACCUUGCCGCGAUGCACCUCACUAGUGGGCACAAGACUCUGGAGAACGGCGUCAACGUAACCGUCUCCCAGUCCACCACGGUCAUGGAUAGUCGGACUCGCCGUUUUGCAGAUGUGGAGAUUCGCGCUGGGGCUCUAGCGCUCCACAUCCGAUACGGAUCCACGGUGGACGAGGAGAAAGCGCGGGUGGUUGAGCUCGCUCGUCAGCGCGCCUUUGCAGGAGCGUGGGCGAGGGAGCAGCAGCGAGUGCGGGAGGGCGAGGAAGGGGUGCGCCCCUGGACAGAGGGAGAGAAGAGGCAGCUUCUGAGCAGUGGGAAAGUGCUGGGGUACGAUGGGUACUAUGUGCUCUCCAUCGAGCAGUACCCAGAAUUAGCAGACAGCGCUAAUAACAUUCACUUUCUUCGGCAAAGUGAAAUUGGGAAAAGGUAACACUACACCGUUCAAUUUCUGCCAAAGAGACACAGUCUUGGUAGAGACAUGCCAGCGGACGAAAUGAAGAGCAGCUGUAAUCAACGGUUGCCGAUAUGUAUCCCGAGUGUCCAUGUGUUUUUUCUAUAAAAAACAAAAAUACAAAGAAAAAGAAAAUACAGACGGUCAAAAGCAAUGCUGUGCAUUGUGAUCGAGGGACUACAGAGUAAAUGUAUAACUACACCAAGCCUUAAUAUGGCUAUUACAGGUCAGUUUCUCUGUAGCACAAGCCUUCUGGACUCUGGACUCUCAAACAGAGACAUAGUUGUGUGUUUGGGAAACCGUGAGCUAGUUUUAGGUGUCUUCUGUUUGUUUUUUUCUUUUUAAUCAAGAAAAAGUCUGUCUCAACAAAGUAUUCUAAGAGCAAAGGAAAUGUUUACAUUAUGCAUAUCUGCACUUCUCUGGAAGUACAGGGCUCAUGAGUUCACACGCCCCGAGCGAGCUGUGUCCUUGAGCGAAUGUUUUUUGUUUUUUUUUUAAAUCAGAGACUUCUGACAUUAGAGAUAUCCUCACCAAACAGCCACUAUGUAUACCAGAUUUAGCACUGUAAACAUCGACAUGUCUUAUUCUCUUGAGAUGCUUUUAAACAGAAAAAAAUAAAAUGUUUCUUUGUUUAAAUACCCAAUAUUCAUCGUGGAAGAAAAAGGACGGCAAAGGUAUGACGGACUCUCUCUGGGGAGGAGAAGGCACAGCUGUGUCUUGGACAGCACAGGGACACCAUGUUUUGUAAAUUAUGCAAGAGUUUUCUGCUGUUUUUUUAAGAAACUGAAUAAAUGUCUGUACUAGUCAUAUUAACAGUAAUUUAUGUUGUGUUUAUACAUAUAAAAAAAAAAAGUUCCAUCAGAUUUAGAUUUUGUUUUUUUUAUUUUAUUUAUUUUCCAGACAUGCUUUUCAUUUUCUUUUCAGUUACAUUCCUCUCAAUGUGGCUGUGGGGCUUCUUCACAAUGCUCUGUUUAAGUAAUUAACAGAAACCUGUGCAUGUGGUGACAAGUAUUUUUACAAGUGGUGAUGUAUCUGUAACAUGCAGUCAACUAUUAUUUCCACUAAAUUUAAUGUUUGUUGGGCAUAAUGCCUUUUGACCUGGCUUCCUGUCCAAUGAAUAUUUCAUCAACACAAAUAUUUCAUGAAACCAUCGCGCGCAUAAGCAAGGUCACAGCGGAUCCAAAUAUAGAUCACGUCGAUAUUCUCGGUAGGUAUGGUUUUGUUUUUUUACGUCUGAAUGUUACAUGCACUCAUGGAUUAAAAUGAUAUUGGGGUUU
Molecule: messenger RNA, 7853 nt
Organism: Pleuronectes platessa (European plaice)
Lineage: Eukaryota; Metazoa; Chordata; Actinopteri; Pleuronectiformes; Pleuronectidae
Product: teneurin-3
Biological process (GO): neuron development; signal transduction; heterophilic cell-cell adhesion
Cellular component (GO): membrane; neuron projection
Molecular function (GO): protein heterodimerization activity; protein homodimerization activity; cell adhesion molecule binding
Source: RefSeq, a predicted model, not a curated record